Molecule: messenger RNA, 1038 nt
Organism: Penicillium manginii
Lineage: Eukaryota; Fungi; Ascomycota; Eurotiomycetes; Eurotiales; Aspergillaceae
Product: TauD/TfdA dioxygenase family protein
Exons: 4
Coding region: 1-1038 (345 amino acids)
Cellular component (GO): cytoplasm
Molecular function (GO): 2-oxoglutarate-dependent dioxygenase activity
Source: RefSeq, a predicted model, not a curated record
AUGGCUCCUGCUCCCAUUGAUCCCCGCAUCGUAGAUGUUGCGCCCCCGCGAAAAGACAGUCUCGGUCUUCCAGGACCAACAAGAGAGCGCCUGGAGAAGGCUGGGAUCGAUCUCAGCUCUGGAUAUCCUUAUCGACCAUCACGCCCGCUUUAUAUCGACGAUGUGUAUAAUAUUCGGAAUUUUGACCGCUCGCAUGUAGACCCCGGCACUCGAGCAGAUCCAGAGAAAAAAGCCCUGCUAUCCGCUGCUAAAGAAGUUUUUGAUUUAACACGGCAUAUUGGGACCGAGAUCGUUGGCUUGCAGCUGAAAGACUUGACAGAUCAGCAAAAGGAUGAACUGGGUCUGUUGAUUGCCGAACGCAGUGUGGUCUUUUUCCGAGAUCAAGACAUCUCCCCACAGCAGCAGAAGGAAUUAGGGAAAUGGUUCGGGGAAAUCGAAAUUCAUCCUCAAGUCCCGCAGGUUCCUGGAGUCGCCGGGGUUUCUGUGAUUUGGCCCGAGCUCCAAGCCACAGAGAACCCGGCCAGCUUUCGUCGACCCGGGGGAUCUUCUCGAUGGCAUACCGAUCUUGUCCACGAAAGGCAGCCGGCUGGAGUGACCCACCUCCAUAAUGAUACGAACCCCGAAGCCGGUCCCAAGUAUGUGGAGCGUGAGCAUCCGAUUGUUCGGGUUCAUCCUGCCACAGGGUGGAAAGCACUCUGGGUCAACCGAGCCAUGACCUCCCGAAUUGUUGGGUUAGAUAAGGCUGAGAGUGAUGUGAUUCUGGGGUAUCUAUUUGAUGUGUAUGAGAAGAACCCGGACAUCCAAGUUCGAUUCAAGUGGAGUCCACGGACUAGUGCGCUAUGGGACAACCGAAUUACGAUCCAUAAUGCAAGCUGGGACUAUGAGGGCUCGCAGCCAAGACAUGGGACUCGGGUGACUUCACUCGCGGAGAAACCAGUAUUUGACCCGAAUGCAUCGACAAGACGGGAAAAACUGGGUCUACUGGGGCAGGAAGAGAUUCAGGAGCUUAUCUCGGUGAAGGAGCUCGGAUUGAAGUGA